Chenopodium quinoa (quinoa) is the source of this 1284-nucleotide messenger RNA. RefSeq lists its product as uncharacterized. Bases 1 to 1284 code for a protein of 427 amino acids. The record is from RefSeq and is a predicted model, not a curated record. The transcript has a single exon. NCBI's taxonomy places the organism in Eukaryota, Viridiplantae, Streptophyta, Magnoliopsida, Caryophyllales, Amaranthaceae. Gene Ontology annotation, molecular function: nucleic acid binding.
AUGAUGCUUAUUUCAGCAUUGACCCAAAUACUCAACGAUGAAGACAACAUGGAAGACCAAUAUGCAAGCAAUGAAGGAACUCACAACAAUCAACAUAGUCAACAACAACAAGAAACAAAUGGCAAUCCCAGAGCCAAGAAAGAGCUGACUGUAUCCCAGAAGAGACAGAUUGUUGAUGAUUUUUUAUUACAACAUCAGUGUGGGGAAAUACCAAGAGGAGUUUUAACAAAGCAAGAAAUCAAGUUUCAGGUACACAGGUCAACUAUUCACAGACUAAUCAAAGACAUUAAGACACAAAUGGCAGUGGGGAAUGUGAUAGAUGUCAGAAGCAAGAAGUUGGGCAAAACUGGACCCAAACCAAUAGAAUACACAGAUGAGUUCCUGCAAUCAGCCCCAUUGUACAAGAGGGUGACUGAGAGAAGCUAUGGAGCAACUCUCAAAAUAUCACAUGUCACCAUCCACAAGUUAAAGAAAAAAGGAAGACUCAGAACACAUACAAGCACAAAUCGCCCUGCACUGACAUCCAACCACAAGAUAACAAGACUAAAAUGGGUGUUAAGCCAUCUACUGCCAGCUGAAGAUAAUAGGGACCCACAGUUUCUGGAUAUGCAGCAAGUAGUGCAUAUUGAUGAAAAAUGGUUCUACUUGAACCCAGACACCAGGAGGUUCUACCUCCUGCCCAAUGAGCCUAACCCAUACAUGUGCCAACAAUCCAAAAGGUUCAAGGUAAAAGCAAUGUUUAUGGCUGCCAUUGGGAAGCCAAUUUUUGACCCCCAAGGAAAUGUCUUACAUGAUGGAAAAUAUGGAAUUUUUCCAUUUGUGUAUGAAACCACAGCAAAGAAAAAAAGCAAAAACAGGGAGGCAGGUGUUGUGGAAACAAAGGCAAUACAAAAUGUCAACAAAGAGGCAAUCAGGGCAAUGUUGCUAGAUUUGGGGUUGUUUAAUGUCAUUCAAUCCAUACAAUACCAAUCAUUUCCUAAGAACUUAAUGGAACUCAUUGAGAAAGUGAAAGAGGCUUAUGACUUGUUUAAUCCUAUUUCAAACAAGCAUUGUUGGAUAACAUUGCAAUGUUGCAUGGAAGAAAUACUCAAACAUCUUGGGGGGAAUCAUUUUACCCCUCCACACAAAGGCAAGAAAAGGCUGGAAAGAAUAGGCAUGUUGCCAGAAAUACUACAUGUGGACAGGACUUUGGUUCAUCAAGCUGUUGAUCACCUCAACAGUAUGUUCAUAGAAAUAGGUCAAGGCAAUUACAAUGAUGAUGGAAUGGAAGUUGAUGCAGACUGA